This is a messenger RNA of Oncorhynchus nerka (sockeye salmon), 6052 nucleotides long. RefSeq names its product methyltransferase like 27 (gene mettl27). Gene Ontology annotation, molecular function: S-adenosylmethionine-dependent methyltransferase activity. NCBI's taxonomy places the organism in Eukaryota, Metazoa, Chordata, Actinopteri, Salmoniformes, Salmonidae. The coding region runs from base 3798 to 4478 and encodes 226 amino acids. The record is from RefSeq and is a predicted model, not a curated record. The transcript is spliced from 6 exons.
AGCUGCAGGGCAGUGUAGACUGCGUUAGGACGACGAAAUACGAUAAUUACGCAAUUAUCUAUGAUACAAAGACGGCUAUGUAGCUAGCUAAGAAGAAAUUGCUAAGAUUAGACAAAUCAAACCGUUGUACUAUAAUGUAAUGUAAUGAAAUGUAAUACUACCUGCGGACCGAGUGCAGAUGCGACCGCUCGCUCCAACCCGGAAGUGGGUUGGAUGCGACCAUGCUCUCGAUGGUGCAGCUGUAGAACCUUUUGAGGAUCCAUGCAAAAUCUUUUCAGUCUCCUGAGGUUGAAUAGGUUUUGUUGUGCCCUCUUCACGACUGUCUUGGUGUGUUUGGACCAUGUUAGUUUGUUGGUGAUGUGGACACCAAGGAACUUGAAGCUCUCAACCUACUCCACUGCAGCCCUGUCGAUGAGAAUGGGAUUGUGCUCUGUCCUCUGGGGGCGGCCCAUCAGGAAGUCCAGGAUCCAGUUGCAGAGGGAGGCGUUUAGUCCCAGGGUCCUUAGCUUAGCUAUGUGGGCACUAUGGUGUUGAAUGCUGAGCUGUAGUCAAUGAACAGCAUUCUCACAUAGGUAUUCAUUUUGUCCAGGUGGGAAAGGGCAGUGUGGAGUGCAAUAGAGAGAGCAUCAUCUGUUGGGGAGGUAUGUAAAUUGUAAUGGGUCUUAGGGUAGAGGUCGACCGAUUAUGAUUUUUCAACGCCGAUACCGAUUUUUGGAGGACAAAAAAAGCCGAUACCGAUUAAUCGGCCAAUUUUUAAAAUGUAUUUGUAAUAAUGACAAUUACAACAAUACUGAAUGAACACUUAUUUUAACUUAAUAUAAUACAUCACUAAAAUAAAUGUAGCCUCAAAUAAUGAAACAUGUUCAAUUUGGUUUAAAUAAUACAAAAACAAAGAGUUGGACAAGAUAGUAAAAGUGCAAUAUGUGCUAUGUAAGAAAGCUAACGUUUCAGUUCCUUGCUCAGAACACGAGAACAAAUGAAAGCUGGUGGUUCCUUUUAACAUGAGUCUUCAAUAUUCCCAGGUAAGAAGUUUUAGGUUGUAGUUAUUAUAGGACUAUUUCCCUCUAUAACAUUUGUAUUUCAUAUACCUUUGACUAUUGGAUGUUCUUAUAGGCACUUUAGUAUUGCCAGUGUAACAGUAUAGCUUCCGUACCUCUCCUCGCUCCUACCUGGGCUCGAACCAGGAACAAAACAACAGCAACCCUCGAAGCAGCGUUACCCAAGCAGAGCAAGGGGAACAACUACUCCAAGUCUCAAAGCAAGUGACGUUUGAAACGCUAUUAGCGCGCACCCCGCUAACUAGCUAGCCAUUUCACAUCACAUUGUUACACCAGCCUAAUCUCAGGAGUUGAUAGGCUUGAAGUCAUAAACCGCAGAGCUGCUGGUAAAACACAUGAAAGUGUUGUUUGAAUGAAUGAUUAUGAUCCUGCUGGUGCCUACCAUCGCUCAGUCAGACUGCUCUAUCAAAUCAUAGACUUAAUUAUAACAUAAUAACACACAGAAAUGCGAGCCUAAGGUCAUUAAUAUGGUCGAAUCCGGAAACUCAUCUCGAAAACAAGACGUUUAUUCUUUCAGUGAAAUACGGAACCGUUCCAUAUUUUAUCUAACGGGUGGCAUCCAUCAGUCUAAAUAUUCCUGUUACAUUGCACAACCUUCAAUGUUAUGUCAUAAUUACGUAAACUUCUGGCAAAUUAGUUCGCAAUGAGCCAGUCGGCCCAAACUGUUGCAUAUACCCUGACUCUGCGUGCAAUGAACGCAAGAGAAGUGACACAAUUUCACCUGGUUAAUAUUGCCUGCUAACCUGGAUUUCUUUUAGCUAAAUAUGCAGGUUUAAAAAUAUAUAUACUUCUGUGUAUUGAUUUUAGGAAAGGCAUUGGUGUUUAUGGUUAGGUACACGUUGGAGCAACGACAGUCCUUUUUCGUGAAUGCACACGGCAUCGAUUAUAUGCAACGCAGGACACGCUAGAUAAACUAGUAAUAUCAUCAACCAUGUGUAGUUAUAACUAGUGAUUAUGAUUGAUUAAGUUUAAUGCUAGCUAGCAACUUACCUUGGCUUCUUACUGCAUUCGCGUAACAGGCGGGCUCCUCGUGAGGCAGGUGGUUAGAGCGUUGGACUAGUUAACCAUAAGGUUGCAAGAUUGAAUCCCUGAGCUGACAAGAUAAAAAUCUGUCGUUCUGCCCCUGAACAAGGCAGUUAACCCACUGUUCCUAGGCCAUCAUUGAAAAUAAGAAUGUGUUCUUAACUGACUUGCCUAGUUAAAUAAAGAUUAAAUAAAGGUGUAAAAAAAAAAAAUUGGCGUCCAAAAUUACUGAUUUCCGAUUGUUAUGAAAACUUGAAAUCAGCCCUAAUUAAUCGGCCAUUCCGAUUAAUCGGUCGACCUCUAGUCUAGGGUUUCUGGGAUAAUGGUGUUGAUUUGAGCCAUUACCAUCCUUUCAAAGCACUUCAUGGCUACAGACGUGAGUGCUACGGGUUGGUAGUCAUUUGGGCAGGUUACCUUAGUGUUCUUGGGCACAGGCACCAUGGUGGUCUGCUUAAAACAUGUUGGUAUUACAGACACGGACAGGGAGAGGUUGAAAAUGUCAGUGAAGACACUUGCUAGUUGGUCAGCGCAUGCUAGCAAUACACGUCCUGGUAAUCCGUCUGGCCCCGCGGCCUUGUGAAUUUUGACCUCUUUAAAGGUAUUACAUUGGCUGCGGAGAGUGUGAUCACACAAUCUUCCGGCACAGCUGGUGCUCUCAUGCAUGUUUCAGUGUUAUUUGCCUCGAAGCGAGCAUAGAAGUAGUUUAGCUCGUCUGGUAGGCUUGUGUCACUGGGCAGUUCUCGGCUGUGCUUCUCUUUGUAGUCUGUAAUCCUUUGCAAGCCUUGCCACAUCCGACGAGCGUCAGAGCAUGCGUGGUACGAUUCGAUCUUAGUCUACCCGUCAAACUGUCUAUCCUGCCCUCUAUCCAUAGUGACAAUAGUGGUACUUGGAUCAUUUGUCCAGAUCUGCAAUAGGUUAACUGACAAUCAUACCACACAUAAAACAGUUCAAAUCUGCACCAAUUUUCUAUAUAAAUCCACAAGAUAAAGGAGUAGCUGAUAGGCAGCAGGGAGGCCAGGUGCGUCAUGGCGCAUAAAAGAGCAGUGAAGACAUGCAGCUCAAAUCUGCCCUAUUGAUCUUGUUGAUGGAUAAUAAAAUGAUCCUACCUAGACUAUCCUACAACGCCAUAAUCAAUGAAUAAUUGCAUUAUUGUUUUCAAAUAAGUACAGUUCUACUGUAGGCCGUAAACUGCAGUGAAAAUGUUUGUUGAGUAAUGGCGCAAAAGCCCUGUAUUUUGAAUGUUUCAUUCCAUUUUGGUCAGUUGUGGGUCUACUCUGAUUACAGAAAGGCACAGUAGCAGGCAAGUCUGGCUGUAUUUUUACUUCUGAUACUGAUGCGCUGUCUGUUGCCGAUCAUCAUUCUCCCAAGUCGUCACAUAGGCCUAUGCCGCUGUGUUCUUGGGGACCUUCAAUGCUGCAGAAUUGUUUCGGUACCCUUCCCCAGAUCUGUGCCUGUGUCGGAGCUCUACGGACAAUUCCUUCGACCUCGUGGUUUGGUUUUUGCUCUGACAUGCACUGUCAAUUGUGGGACCUUAUAUAUAUAUAUAUAUAUAUACAGGUGUGUGCCUUUCCAAAAUCAUGUCCAAUCAAUGGAAUUUACCACAGGUGGACUCCAAUCAAGUUGUAGGAACAUCUCAAGGAUGAUCAAUGGAAACAGGAUGUGCCUGAGAUCAAUUUCACAUCUCUUAGCAAAAGAAAGGAUUGACAAGAAUCUAGAAUGUCACAUAGAACAUUUGAGGACGUGAAGGACGUCAUUCUAUCAGCCCACAAAAACACAGAGGCCGGGGACAAAGUCGGCUUCUACAACACCUGGGCAGAGAACUAUGACCAGGACGUGGGUCUUCUGGACUAUCGUGCGCCGAGUCUGGCGGCAAACUGCCUGUCCCCCUGUUUCCAUGGCGACCGGGUGACAGCAGUGAUUCUGGACGUGGCCUGUGGCACUGGAUUGGUUGCAGCACAGCUGAAGAGGAUGGGCUUCAGGCAUUUUGUGGGCGUUGAUGGGAGCAAAGGCAUGUUGGAACUGGCCAAUAAGACGGGCCUCUACCAGGACCUCAAGCAAUGCAUGCUGGGAGACGAACCACUUCCUGUCCAAGCUGGGCAGUUUGAUGUGGUAGUGAUUGUUGGGGCGCUAAGUGCCGGCCAGGUGCCAGUGAGAGUCAUCAGAGAGCUGUGCCAGGCCACCAAACCAGGUGGUUACGUCUGCAUGACAACCAGAGGUAACCAUGACAACCUGGAGUACAAGGCAGCGCUGGAGCAUGAGCUGGAGCUGAUGGAGGGGGCGGGGCUCUGGGGUCACGUGGCGAUCACAGAGGUGGAGGACUGGGAGAAAGCCGUAGCGGAGCCGGAGAAGGGGUACAUACCUGGAGUGGUGUAUGUUUACAGGAAGUCAUCACAGUGACAUUAUCAAUAAAGCAUAUUGUAUCGUAUCACAUUGACCUCAUCACAGUAACAGACCUGUAACAACCCUGUACAGUAACACCUGUACAGUAACACACCUGUACAGGCCAUAACAGUGACAUCACAGUAACACCCCUGUAUAGUAACACACCUGUACAGUCUGUGACAGUGGCGCCCUACAUUGGCAUUGAGCGGCCAUCUUUGAAGGCAGCUACUAUUCCAAAGAUAAAGAUGCCUAGAAAAUGCUUAUCCAAUAGAAAUCCCCUCAAACACGCUUGUAGACAAUGUUAUGGCGACGUUAGCUAGUGAAGAUCAUCCACAGAAAAAUGAAAUCAGGUCUAAUGUUCGUGUUGCUCCGAACUGCGCCAUUUUAGCUAGUGGCCAUUACAGAAUGUCUAUAUACCAAAUAUUGAAUGAAUCUGAGUUGCGGUUCAUGAGAAGAAGAAUUUUAAAGUAAUUUAGCAUUAGCUUUGUGCUAGCCCUUUUUUGUCAAACUUCAACGACCUGUGUUGUCUUUGGAGAUAUCAACAACAAACUUAUUUAAUUAUGAUCAAUCAUGUACGAGUUGUAUUUGAUAGUUUGACUGAUAUAGCAAAAUAGCCUGGAUUUAUAGGCAUCAAGGUUUGUGAGAAGUUGUCGUCAGACAAGCCAGUUGUAGCUUCAGAAUUUGUAGUAGAGUCUUCAUCAGACAAGCCAGUUGUAGCUUCAGAAGUUGUAGUAGAGUCUUCGUCAGACAAGCCAGCUGUAGCUUCAGAAGUUGUAGUAGUCUUCGUCAGACAAGCCAGCUGUAGCUUCAGAAGUUGUAGUAGAGUCUUCGUCAGACAAGCCAGCUGUAGCUUCAGAAGUUGUAGUAGUCUUCGUCAGACAAGCCAGCUGUAGCUUCAGAAGUUGUAGUAGAGUCUUCGUCAGACAAGCCAGCUGUAGCUUCAGAAGUUGUAGUAGAGUCUUCGUCAGACAAGCCAGCUGUAGCUUCAGAAGUUGUAGUAGUCUUCGUCAGACAAGCCAGCUGUAGCUUCAGAAGUUGUAGUAGAGUCUUCGUCAGACAAGCCAGCUGUAGCUUCAGAAGUUGUAGUAGAGUCUUCGUCAGACAAGCCAGCUGUAGCUUCAGGAGUUGUAGUAGAGUCUUCGUCAGACAAGCCAGCUGUAGCUUCAGAAGUUGUAGUAGAGUCUUCGUCAGACAAGCCAGCUGUAGCUUCAGGAGUUGUAGUAGAGUCUUCGUCAGACAAGCCAGCUGUAGCUUCAGAAGUUGCUCAAGUAAAAUUGCAUGAGUAAUGCAGAGUAAUUCUGGAGGUGGACACGGUGACAUGUAGAUGCAAGUCAGACAAUUUUGUAUCCCCAAAAUGCAACAUACAUUGAAAGUUGGUGAUCAAUGGAAUCGGGGUAAGAGCAUUUCUUUUGUAUCGUUGUUGAUAAUGUUUCUUGAACUAUUGGUAAUCGUAUACUGUCUGUUUUUUUCCAUUUUUUUUUUUCAUAAGGUAGUAAUUUAUGAGCCUUGAGCUGUUGUAAUCAUCAUGUAUGUCAAUUGUCUUUAUUGGUGUUUAAACUCAACCAAAUAAAAUCAAAUGUUUUUAUAAA